Necator americanus (New World hookworm) is the source of this 333-nucleotide messenger RNA. RefSeq lists its product as uncharacterized. The record is from RefSeq and is a predicted model, not a curated record. The transcript has a single exon. NCBI's taxonomy places the organism in Eukaryota, Metazoa, Nematoda, Chromadorea, Rhabditida, Ancylostomatidae. The coding region runs from base 1 to 333 and encodes 110 amino acids.
AUGUCCCGUCUUCGCGACCCAGCGGAAUAUGUAUCGAAAGCAAAACUUAGAUGGGCCGGUCACAUCAUGAGAAGAAUCGACGAUAGAAGGACUAAAAGAACGCUAGAGUGGAUCCCAAGGGGCGCUAAACGCCCCCGAGGGAGACCGCCAACGAGAUGGGGUGACGUGUACGCUGCACCAGCUGAGAGCUCAGCUGGAUAUGGCUCAAGGACCUCGUCAACGUCACUCGCGAAGCUUGAGAACAUCUUGGAUGACAAUGGCGAAGGAACAAAACGAGUGGAAGAGAUGCUGGGGCUCGCACGUCCAGUGAAGACGGGCCAUCUAAGUAUCUAA